Messenger RNA from Papilio polytes (common Mormon), 624 nucleotides. It is a transcript of the gene CCDC53, whose product is annotated as WASH complex subunit CCDC53. The record is from RefSeq and is a predicted model, not a curated record. The transcript has 3 exons. Gene Ontology annotation, biological process: actin filament polymerization; exocytosis. NCBI's taxonomy places the organism in Eukaryota, Metazoa, Arthropoda, Insecta, Lepidoptera, Papilionidae. Gene Ontology annotation, cellular component: WASH complex. Bases 103 to 600 code for a protein of 165 amino acids.
UUUUCUCGAUGUAAUUGUAUAUUUAUUUCUGAGACCAAAUUAAUAUAUUGAGCACAGAUAGUAUUAUUUAUUCAAUUAGAACUUGAGCUGAACUAAGUCAAAAUGCAAGACAUACUUUCUAAUCAGGAAAUAGAAAAAUUGGAUCUUUCUAAAAUUGGAGCAUUACAGCAAAAACGAACACUUGCAUUCUUAAACCAUUUUGUGAUAACUACAGUACAAUUUCUGAACACUUUUUCAAAAACAUGUGAAAAGAAGUUAAUGCAGUUUGAACAGAAAUUGGAGAAAGUUGAAGCUGCAAUGGUUUUAUUAGAAGCUCGGCUCUCAUCAGUACCAGAAAUCAAUGAAACAUCUCAAACUAACGAAACAAUGGAAUCUCAUAAUUCUGAAAUAAAAUCUGAAGACACAGCAGAAGCUGUUGAAAAAGACAAAGAAAUUGAUGACAAGCCUGAUGUCUCUCAGACCACUGAUGCUGUGACGAAACCUGAGUAUGAUCGAUUUAUAAAAUUGGUCCAUGUUGGUGUGCCAGUACAAGCUGUUAAAUUAAAGGUCUCUAUAGAAGGACUAGACCCAGAUGAAUUUGAACGUUUAUUGAAAAAAUAAGAAAUAUAUUCAAAAAUAACAUAA